Strongylus vulgaris is the source of this 480-nucleotide messenger RNA. The record is from the annotation of a GenBank genome assembly. Lineage: Eukaryota; Metazoa; Nematoda; Chromadorea; Rhabditida; Strongylidae.
AUGGGUUCAGCACUGUGCGGACCAAAGCGGAAAAAGGUGCAAGUCAGUGCGUCGUGGGUGGGCAACGAGUCAGAGAACCCAUUCGAAACGGUUCUUACUAAAAAAGAAAGAGUUCUACUGAGAGAGACGUUUCAGCGUCUUGAUGAACCAAAGGAAAUAGUAGGAAUGAUAUUCGUCGACAUUGUGAACGAUAUCGAGCCGGAACUCAAAAAGGUUUUUGGUGUCGAUCGAGCUCCGAAAGCUGCUAUGUUGAAAAUGCCAAAAUUCGGUGGACAUGUUGCCCGAUUUACCGAACUCAUAGACCAGGUGGUGCUAACAACGUCAAUGGUUGGGUAUACCGAGAAUCUGGUAGGUGCAUGGCAGCUAGUGAGGAAAACGGGACGAAUUCAUGUCAAGCAAGGAUUCCUGGAACAAAAUCAAAAUCAGCUGGAAAAGAACUAUUUUGAAAUUGUAAUGAAUAUUUUCAUCGAACGAUUCAUA